Messenger RNA from Camelus dromedarius (Arabian camel), 1863 nucleotides. RefSeq names its product glucosylceramidase beta 1 (gene GBA1). The record is from RefSeq and is a predicted model, not a curated record. Gene Ontology annotation, molecular function: glucosylceramidase activity. The transcript has 12 exons. Bases 189 to 1799 code for a protein of 536 amino acids. NCBI's taxonomy places the organism in Eukaryota, Metazoa, Chordata, Mammalia, Artiodactyla, Camelidae. Gene Ontology annotation, biological process: glucosylceramide catabolic process.
CGUGGUGGGGCUGCAAGCCUAUCUCUGGCGCCAGCUCUGCUGAGCUUCCUUGUCUCACUCCGUCCACCCAGCUUUGCUGGUUGCGCUGGGAUUUCCCUUUGCCUCCGGUUGGGGCUGCUGUUUCGCUUCGCCGACGUUGAUCCUGUAUCCCUCCGAAGUUUGGAACCGUGCAGUCUUCCCAUCUGGUGAUGGAGCUUUCAAGUCCUUCCAGAGAGGGGCGUCCGAAGUGCCAGGGCAGAGUGGGCAUCAUCGCUGUCUGCCUCAUGGGAUUGCUUCUAUUUCAGGCAGUAUCGUGGGCCUCAGGUGCCCGCCCCUGCAUCCCUAAAAGCUUUGGCUACAGCUCAGUGGUCUGUGUUUGCAAUGCCACAUACUGUGAUUCUCUUGACCCCCUGACCUUGCCUGACCCUGGCACCUUCAGCCGCUUUGAGAGCACACGCAGUGGGCGCCGAAUGGAGCUGAGUCUGGGGAACUUUCAGGCCAACCGCACAGGCACAGGGCUGCUGCUGACCCUGCAGCCAGAUCAGAAGUUCCAGAAAGUGAAAGGAUUUGGAGGGGCCAUGACAGACGCUGCUGCACUCAACAUCCUUGCCCUGUCACUCCCAGCCCGGAAUUUGCUGCUCAAAUCAUACUUUUCGGAAGAAGGAAUUGAAUACAACAUUAUCCGGGUCCCCAUGGCCAGCUGUGACUUCUCCAUCCGCGUCUACACCUAUGCCGAUGCCCCUGAUGACUUCCAGUUGCUCAACUUCAGCCUCCCAGAGGAAGAUGUCAAACUCAAGAUACCCCUGAUUCACCAAGCCCAGGAGUUGGCCAAGCGCCAUGUUUCACUCUUUGCCAGUCCCUGGACAUCACCCACUUGGCUCAAGACCAAUGGGAAAGUGAAUGGGAAGGGCUCACUCAAGGGUCAUCCGGGGGAUCUCUACCACCAGACCUGGGCCAGAUACUUCAUCAAGUUCUUGGAUGCCUAUGCCAAGCACAAGUUACAGUUCUGGGCAGUGACAGCUGAGAACGAGCCUUCUGCAGGGCUCUUUAGCGGGUACCCCUUCCAGUGCCUGGGCUUCACCCCUGAACACCAGCGAGAUUUCAUCGCCCGUGACCUGGGUCCCAUCCUCGCCAACAGUACGCACCGUGAUGUCCGUCUGCUCAUACUGGAUGACCAACGCUUGCUGCUGCCCCACUGGGCCCAGGUGGUGCUAACGGACCCAGAGGCAGCUAAGUACAUUCAUGGAAUUGCUGUACAUUGGUACCUGGACUUUCUGGCUCCAGCAAAAGCCACCCUGGGGGAGACACACCGCCUGUUCCCCGACACCAUGCUCUUUGCCUCUGAGGCCUGUGUAGGCUCCAAGUUUUGGGAGCAGAGUGUGCGGCUGGGCUCCUGGGAUCGAGGGAUGCAGUACAGCCACAGCAUCAUCACGAACCUCCUCUACCACGUGGUUGGCUGGACCGACUGGAACCUUGCCCUAAACCCUGAAGGGGGACCCAAUUGGGUGCGUAACUUCGUUGACAGCCCCAUCAUCGUGGACAUCACCAAGGACACAUUUUACAAACAGCCCAUGUUUUACCACCUUGGCCACUUCAGCAAAUUCAUUCCUGAGGGCUCCCAGAGAGUGGGGCUGGUUGCGAGCAAGAAGAACGACUUGGACACAGUGGCACUGAUGCAUCCCGACGGCUCUGCAGUUGUGGUUGUGCUAAACCGCUCCUCUAAGGAUGUGCCUCUCACCAUCAAGGAUCCUGCCAUGGGCUUCUUGGAGACUAUCUCACCUGGCUAUUCCAUUCAUACCUACCUGUGGCGUCGCCAGUGAUGGAGCAGAUACCCAAGCAGGAGCCUGGGCUCAGAAUGGACAUUAAAGGGACAGAGUCAGUUCA